CUUUUUUUUCUUCUUAAAGAAAUUCAUUUUUUAGAUUUACAAACUAUGAAAAUAGAAUAUUCAAUUUAUUGAUAGAAUAUCGACUUAAUUUUUAGAUUACAAAUAGUUAUAAAUUUAAAUACUUACUCUAUUAUUACUGAUUUAUAAAAAAAAGUGGAUUUAUAGGUAAAACUUAAAUGACUAUUCAUCUAUUGUAUUUUCAUGUAAAUAGGAGGAAAAAGUUCUAUGGAAAAGUGGUGGUUCAAUUCAAUGAUGUUUAAUAGGGGUUUAGAAUACAGGUGUGGUUUAAGUAAAUCAAUAGACAGUUUUGGUCCUAUUGAAAAUAACAGUGUAAAUGAAGACCCAUCUAUUUUAACUGAUAUGGAUAAUAUUAUUUUAAUUGAUAUGGAUAAUACUAUUCAUGUAGAUGUCAGGGUUGUAAAAACAAUAGUGAGAAUUCUAGUUAUAGACAUGAACAUACCGAAUUUACUAUCUGAUAAAACUUUUUUAGUUAGCGAUAGUAAUAGUUAUUUCAUAUAUGAUUGGAAUAAUAUCAUUAAUAGUUGUAUUGAAGGUUAUAUGCUUUCUGAAAUCGGUAUUGAUAGUUCCAUUAUACAUAAUAUCAUUGAGAAUAACAAUGAGAAUAAUCCGCAGGAGGAGGAUAAAAAUGAAAAAUUACACAAGUCCAGUUAUAGAUUUGAUUACAGAUUUGAUUACAGAUUUGAUGUUAGAUUUGAAGUCAGAUUUGAAACUGAUAGUGAUAAAGAAAAGGAUAGUGGCAAUGAUGAUGAUAAGCUCCAAAAGGCUAGUGACAUUUUAGAACCUGUAAAUUACAGUGCUGAAAAUUACAGUGAUAGCGACAAUGAUAGCGACGAUAAUGAUCCUGAUGAUGAUUAUGAUACGCUCCAAAAGGGUACUGACACUUUAGAACCGGAAAAUGACAAUGAUACUGAUGAUUAUGAUAAGAUCCAAAGGGCUCAUUACAUUUUAGAACCGGAAAAUGACAGUGAUACUGAGCCUGAUGAUGAGCCUGAUUAUGAGCCUGAUGAUGAGCCUGAUGAUGAGCCUGAUGAUGAGCCUGAUGAUGAGCCUGAUUAUGAGCCUGAUGAUGAGCCUGAUGAUGAGCCUGAUGAUGAUGAUAAGCUCCAAAAGGCUAGUGACAUUUUAGGAUCGGAAAAUCCUAGUGAUAGUGAGAAGGUCCAAAAUAGUAGUGAAAUCGAGAGUACUGGUAUAAUGGAAAAUCCUAGUGAUAGUGAGAAGGUCCAAAAUAGUAGUGAAAUCGAGAGUACUGGUAUAAUGGAAAAUCCUAGUGAUAGUGAGAAGGUCCAAAAUAGUAGUGAAAUCGAGAGUACUGGUAUAAUAAGAAAAGAUUUUUCGCAUUUGUGGGUUGCCUGCGACAGUUGUUAUGGAAACAAUUAUAAGAGAUUUUUUAAAUCAAAAAUGAAUAUUUGUGAAUACUGUGGAUGUCAUUUGAAAAUGAGCAGUUCAGAUCGAAUCGAACUUUUGAUUGAUCCAGGUACUUGGAAUCCUAUGGAUGAAGACAUGUUCCCUGUGGAUCCCAUUGAAUUUAAUUCGGAAGACGAACCUUCUGAAAAUGGUUUGGAAGACGAAGACGAACCUUCUGAAAAUAGUUUGGAAGACGAAGACGAACCUUCUGAAAAUGAUGAUUAUCAAAAUCGUCUUGAUUCUUAUCAAGACAGAACCGGAUUACUGGAUGCGGUUCAAACAGGCACAGGUCAAGUAAAUGGUAUUCCUGUAGCAAUAGGUAUUAUGGAUUUUGAGUUUAUGGGAGGUAGUAUGGGAUCCGUAGUGGGUGAGAAAAUCACUCGGUUGAUUGAAUAUGCUACCAAUCAACGUUUACCUCUUAUUAUAGUAUGUGCGUCUGGAGGAGCGCGUAUGCAAGAAGGAAGUUUGAGCUUAAUGCAAAUGGCUAAAAUUUCUGCUUCUUUAUAUAAUUAUCAAAUCAAUCAAAAGUUAUUCUAUGUACCGAUACUUACAUCUCCUACUACUGGUGGGGUAACAGCUAGUUUUGGAAUGUUGGGGGAUAUCAUUCUUGCCGAACCCGAUGCUUACAUAGCAUUUGCAGGUAAAAGAGUAAUUGAAGAAACGUUGAAGAUCGAAGUGCCCGAAGGUAUACAAUCGGCUGAAUUUUUAUUCGAAAAGGGUGCAUUUGAUUCACUCGUACCACGUAAUUAUUUAAAAGAGUUUUAAGUGAGUUAUUGCAUUUCCA
This is a messenger RNA of Medicago truncatula (barrel medic), 2209 nucleotides long. RefSeq names its product acetyl-coenzyme A carboxylase carboxyl transferase subunit beta, chloroplastic. The coding region runs from base 226 to 2190 and encodes 654 amino acids. The record is from RefSeq and is a predicted model, not a curated record. NCBI's taxonomy places the organism in Eukaryota, Viridiplantae, Streptophyta, Magnoliopsida, Fabales, Fabaceae. The transcript has a single exon. Gene Ontology annotation, biological process: fatty acid biosynthetic process; malonyl-CoA biosynthetic process. Gene Ontology annotation, cellular component: chloroplast; acetyl-CoA carboxylase complex. Gene Ontology annotation, molecular function: acetyl-CoA carboxylase activity.